Messenger RNA from Anas platyrhynchos (mallard), 2466 nucleotides. It is a transcript of the gene PLAU, whose product is annotated as plasminogen activator, urokinase. Gene Ontology annotation, molecular function: serine-type endopeptidase activity. Gene Ontology annotation, biological process: regulation of cell adhesion mediated by integrin; plasminogen activation. Lineage: Eukaryota; Metazoa; Chordata; Aves; Anseriformes; Anatidae. The record is from RefSeq and is a predicted model, not a curated record.
GCGGCGGCACCGCCCCGGCCGGGCCUUUAUAGCGCCCGCCCCAGGCUGCUGCCGGCACAGCUUCGGCCGUGCGGUGCCUGGCCUCCUGCCCCGCUCCUGGGCUGAAUCAAAACAAAACAGAAGAGGAACGAAGUGAGAAGUUAGCUAACACCAUGAAGCUAUUAAUCUUCCUCUCAGUAACCCUUGCCACUCUUGUCACGGGACUAGAUCCAGCUUAUGGCAUGAAGCACUACAGACCAUCACAUAAACACAAGGACUGUCACUGUCUGAAUGGAGGAACAUGCGUUACCUACUACCUCUUCAGCAGAAUAAAUCGUUGCCUGUGCCCAGAAGGUUACGGUGGGCUUCACUGUGAAAUAGAUGAUGACAGUACAUGCUACACUGGGAAUGGGGAGAACUACAGAGGAACAGCAACUGAACCAGAGUGCUUACUAUGGGAUCUUCCUUCAGUAAUCAAGAGAGGUGCUUACCAUGCUGACAUGAAGAAUGCUCUGCAGCUUGGACUGGGCAAACACAAGUACUGCAGAAACCCAAAUGGACGGAGCAGGCCCUGGUGUUACACCUGGAGGGGAUUCUCCCUUCAAGAAACACCCUGCAACGUAGAUAAGUGUGAUCUGAAUGAUAUCUUCCUCACAGAGCGCACAUGUGGUCAGAGAAGCAUCAGCAAGUACUUCAAAAUUGUUGGUGGAAGGCAGGCUGAGGUUGAGUCUCAGCCUUGGAUAGCUGGCAUCUUCCAAAACAUCUUGGGUAUUGACCAGUUUCUGUGCGGUGGCAGCCUCAUUGACCCCUGCUGGGUGCUUACAGCAGCACACUGCUUUUAUGAUCCGUCAAAAAGAAGACCAAGAACGUCAGCCUACAAAGUCUUCCUUGGGAAGUCCGUACUGAAUGUUACUGAUGAAAAUGAACAAGUGUUCAUGGUGGAUGAAAUUAUCUCUCACCCAGACUUUACAGAUGAAACAGGUGGCAAUGAGAAUGACAUUGCUUUAGUAAGAAUAAGAACAGCUUCUGGACAGUGUGCAGUAGAAUCCAAGUAUGUAAGAACAGUCUGCUUGCCAGAGAGGAACCUUAAGCUACGUGACAAUACCCAGUGUGAAAUAGCUGGCUAUGGAAAACAGGAUUAUUAUGAUAUUUACUACGCUCAAAGACUGAUGUCAGCCAGUGUGAACUUAAUAUCACAGGACAAAUGCACAACUAAAUACUAUGACAGUGUCAGAGUUACUGACAACAUGGUCUGUGCUGGAGACUCGCUGUGGGCAACUGAUGCAUGCAAGGGAGAUUCCGGCGGCCCCAUGGUCUGUGAGCACAAUGGCAGGAUGACACUUUAUGGGAUUGUCAGCUGGGGAGAUGGCUGUGCAAAGCAAAACAAGCCGGGUGUUUACACCAGAGUUACUAAAUACCUUAACUGGAUUGACUCCCAUAUGAAUGCAGUGCUAACCAAAAGUCGUUCUUUCCCUGAACCCAAGUGAUAUCUUCCUGCAUCUGGACUCAAAUGAACAAGUUUAAGUCUGUGCUGAUGCCAGGACACAAAGUACUGACUUUACUAUAAGAGUCUACUUUUUAACUGCUCCUGUGGUCUGCCACUCACAUCAGUUUCUGAUGCAGAAAGACAGCUGGUGUGAACUCACUACUAUGAAUUACCAAGAACCACUCCAUGGGAAGUGAAAAUAUUUAACAUUUAAAUGAGUAUUCCCAUGCAUAGUAUUAUACAUAUCAAGUUAUCUGUUCACUUAAUUUAUGAACUGGUAUCUGGUCAGGUAGUAUUGGUUAAGCUUGAACUCAUUUUUACUUGUGUGCAUUUGGUACAUGGUUUCAGUCUAAAACCUGACUCACCCUGAGCAGUGCUGUGUCAGACCUAAUCUGUGAACAGCAGUAUUGAGUGGGUGACAAUGCUUUGCAUCAGAAUAUGCAAGGAAUUAUAGCACCACUACUUAUCACUUAAUUACCUUUUAAUGUGUGAGGAAGGACCAAACUCAACUCCAACUGAAGCAACAGGCUCUACACAGGGCUCACUUCUGCAGAUCUAACACUAAAAUCUUCAGGAUGACAAUUGCAGCUGUGUUGGUAUGAGUACACCCAGAGGUUAUACAUUGAAGAAGGGAGCUAAAGAAAGGAACUUUGACAGUAUGACUGGACUUCCAGUUCCACUUCCUAUGUCCCCUUAGUCUAGCUAAGGCACUUCUUUCCAUGUAUGUACACAACACUGAGGAGAUGUAAGGAUUCAGUACUCACUGAGUGCUACAACUGUCAUAGUCAGCAUGUCACUUCCAUUCACUUAACUGUUAUGGCAUAGAAAUUACUUCAUUCUCCUAAGACUUAUGCUGGUUUUAUUUUAAAACUUGUCUUUGUUUUAUAAACGGAACUAUUCAUAUGAGGGCUGGAACCUCCUCUUUUAUUUAAUUUUUUUAUUAUGUUUAACUUAUUAUUUGUAUUAUAUAUGUAAAUCUAUAAAUAAAACUAUUAUUCUUA